AUGGCUGCCUCAUCCAGUCAACCUGAGACUAUGAAAGCAGAAUGCAGUCUGGACAAUCCAAAGGUUCAUUCUUUUUUCUUAAUUCUUUUUACGAAAAGCUAUAUUUUAUUCCUAUUACACUAUAUACAGUGUCAUUUCAUGGCCUUUGAAGAGAACUGUAUGAUUAUUUGGUGAUGUGUCCCAAAAAGAAACAUUAAAAGUUGCCAGAUGCUGUGUAAAAACUGCUUUCAUCUAGAAAACAGAAAACCACAUGCAAUGGUGUGAUCAUGCCCUUUUGGUGAAUGGGAGUGGUGAAAAUAAGGAAUGGAGUGGACAUUACAUUUGGGGCAUUCGUUUGUUUGAUUAAUAAUUGUUCAUAUGCCUGAUUAAUUCCUAUCUGCCAGAUAGAAGGGGUUUGUUUCUAAAGACAAUGUAAUAUGUGCUACUAUGUUGGGGAAUUGGAGUGAUUAGAAAAUUUGCCUAUUCUACCCCUAUCAACUUAGUUUACAAAUUAAGUAUGUGCUAACAGCUGACGGUUACUAAACCUGCUAUGUCUUUUGGUCUCGUAUCUCCUAACUAUUCACUGUUGAUGUUAUUGUUUUUGUAGGCUUGCUAUUCUGAGAGCAGUGAUCCAGUGUUACAUGUUACUCUUCUUGGUGAUGAGUGGGGUUCAUCUGCUGGUGGGUUGUCAACAAUAAAUAGGGAGCUUGCUAUUCACCUUGCAAAUCAUUCAGCAUUGAAGGUUUCUCUACUAGUCCCAGAGGGAGCUUGCAACACUGAAGAAAUAAGAGAAGCAGAUGGCUAUGGAAUCACCAUUGUUGAGGCGAAAGAACGUGCAGCAUUUGAUCGUCUUGAUUGGCUAAGCUCACCACCCCAAGAUCAUGUUAUGGACAUUGUUGUUGGCCAUGGUGUAAAACUUGGUCGACAGGUACAAUUCAUUAGAGACUCUGCUCGAUUUCCAAAUUGUAAGUGGGUUCAAGUGGUACACACAGCUCCAGAGGACCUUAGCAGAUACAAAUGCUACAGUGACCCCAUUUCAAAAGGUGAAACAAAACACGAAUCAGAAGUUGAACUUUGCAAACUUGCUGAUCUUGUUGUCCCUGUGGGACCCAGACUGAAAGAAGCCUACAUUUCAUAUUUACAGCGAUAUAAGACGGGUCAAGACGUUUUAUCCAUUACUCCAGGCCUUUUUCAAAGGGAGUUUGGGGAUUUAAUACAAACCCGUAAUGAGCAUGCUGAGUUUAAAGUACUGCUAUUUGGUCGUGGGGAUGAUGAGGACUUUGAACUCAAGGGAUACAACAUUGCUGCUCAAGCAUUCACUGAUCGGCGGUUAAAAAACAAACCUUACCAUCUAUUUUUUGUCGGAGCACCUGAAGGAAAGCAAGAAAAAGUUAGAGAAAAACUUCUUCAACGUGAAAUUGCAGAAGCACAGUUGACUGUCAGAAAAUUUUUACAAAGUAGAGAGAAACUGAAAGAUUUGUUGUGUGAAGCUGACCUUGCCAUCAUGCCAUCAAAAUCAGAGGGAUUUGGUCUUGUCGCACUUGAAGCCUUGUCUGCAGGUUUACCAAUUCUCGUUGGUAGUAAAUCGGGAUUUGCCAAAGCAUUAGAGAAUGUUCUUCAUGGUAAUGCAUGCAUCGUGAAUUCGGAUGAUCCUGCAGAAUGGGCAAAAGCAAUUGAAGCUGUUCGCAUCAGGCAUGGAAUGAGGCUUCAAGAGAUUAAAUGGCUGAGAGAAUUUUAUGAGGAGAUGUACAGUUGGAAGGAGCAAUGUGAAGCCCUCGUGAACAGAAUGUGGAAAAUGAGUCAAGGUAAGAGUUAAUUGUUAAGCUGAUGUACUUAAUUGAUUAUGUUGUGCCAGACGUUACACUAAUGUAGCUAGUUUCCGUAGCACAGUGUACGCAAAUGUAAGGUUGCAGCGAUAGUCUUUCACAACCACUGAAUACAUGUAGUUCUUGGACCACAUUUUCGAACGGUAUGCUCUGUUAACAGCAAAACGUUUCUAUUUCUUCAGGUACAUUGUUUUCAGCGGAAUGGUCUGUGGAGGCUAUUUUGAGACUGUCAUAGACGGUCAUAGUACCUUAUUUACAGCACUUCACAUAUUUGAGUGUAGUUAUAUACACAUAAUCCCCGCAAUAGCUUGUUUUCUCCAUUUUGUUGCAACAGAAGAUUCUCUGAAGGCCCUGAGCUCCUUGAAGACAAAGUGCAACGUCUCUCAGAGGAUGGAAGGUAUGACUGAGGACCAUGAAGGUAUCUUCGUAGACAUCAUGCCUAGAAAUCAUUUAUGUCUAUUCUUAACCAAGUGAGACAAGCGCAGGAGGUGCGCGAGAGGUGGAAAAAAUAGGGACGGGGAGAGAAAUAAAACGCCGGCUGCUGAGCUUCUAUCCCAGGAAUACACAACCUGAUAUAUGCCCAACAAAUGUCCGCCCCGGGGAAGAAUGGUCACACGUGAAAUUGACUGAACCUUGAGUUUCAAAGAGAUAAUUAUUGUAACUAAAGCUUUUUUUUUCAGAGCCUUCUAUAGAAAUUUACAACAACCAAAGAACAAACUCUUACGACGGCAGUGACUGUGAAAUGAAAGCUGAUGCUGCAUCAGGAUAUCAAACUCAGAUAUCCACGGAUACAGACUCUCAGUCUCAAAGUAGCCGUGAGCUUAAAAUGUCAGGAUUCCCUUGUAAUCCAGGUAUGCAAAAACAUGAGUUGUUUUUCUUGCUAUGGCUCAUCAGUACAUUACUAUAUCUAAAGGGGAGAAGUGAUUGUUAGAUUAUUUAAAGGUACUUUUCCUACAGGACUUGUUACCGUUUACGCUUGUAAUAUAUAGAAGUGUAUUAUUGAUGAUAGUAAAACUUAUGGCGCCGAUUGGUUAGUAGUCGCUUGAUAGUUGCCAUUAUCUUCAGCGGUUAUAAAAAAAGAUUUUGAAUAAAUAAUAAAUAAAUAAAUUUAUAAAUAUACAAAAAAUUAAAAUAUACCAAACACUAAAAUUAUAAAACUUUAACUGAAACUGAAUAAAACCCGCUAAAAACGAGUAAUGAAAUUGCAUCUUAUUACAUACAUUGUAAGGGCUUUCUGGAAUGAAAUGUCUUGAGUGCCUUCUUUAAAAUGACAAGUGAGGGACUUCUCCGUACUUCAAGUGAGGAGAGCGGGAAUCUUUUUUUAAAGAAGCAUAUGUCCUCUAAGAUAGCUAGUCAUGAAGGUGCAUCUUCCCUGAGGAAGGAACCUGUCACGUAACAGUAAAAAUUAUAUUAAAACGUAAAUUUGUGUAAGUAGGUAAAUAAAUAAGUAAAUAAAUAAGUGUUAAGUUAUUGUGCAUAAUGAAUGUUUUGCUAUAGUUUUAAAAACGUGUAACUUUCCUCUUAUUGAUUUUCAGACUCUGUUGUUAUUACUGCCUUGAUCGAAGUUCUAAUUUCUGUGAAUACCCAAGAUUUAACUGUUGCACAACAAAGAAUAUUAAAAGAGGAAUUAGAGCAGUUGGCUUAUAGGUACCACAGACACCAAGGUCUUUCGUCGUUGCCAUUUGUUAGUAGAGUAGCCCGCCUUGCUGAGUUUAUAGAAAAGGCUUUUGAAGUGGUCGUACUGUUUGUGCAACCAGGAUCUUUGAUAAUAACAGUACAGUGCCCCAGUCUAGAGAGUCUUGAAAGUCUGUGGAAUGAUUACUGUUCUGGUUACCUUAAUGACAUCGUUGAAAGGUUCCUGGUGACUGAUGAACUCAAGAGAAAGCUCGGGAUGGACAAUGUCAGGUUGAAGACAACUAUAGAAGAGGAAAAUUACUUGAUUUGCAAGAAAGCUUUCAUGGAAAACUCAGGUGAGUGCGGCAGUCUCAGUAGAGCUUUUUUGGGGGAACAUGUAUUUUGGCUUAAUAAGUUUUAUGCUUCGAGGGGCGUGUAG
Molecule: messenger RNA, 3858 nt
Organism: Porites lobata
Lineage: Eukaryota; Metazoa; Cnidaria; Anthozoa; Scleractinia; Poritidae
Source: the annotation of a GenBank genome assembly